UUAAAUAAAUUACAGCAACGAUCCUUAAAGUAUGCAGUCCCAUUGGAACACGCUUAAACUUUGUUCUCUUACCAAAUUCUGACUUGCACCAAAAAGAAAAAAAAAGUUUAGGUUUCUGUUUUCUUCUUCCCCUCUCUAACUAAGUGAUGGAGACUUCAAGGGGUUCGCGUCCGGCUGGAGACAGAGUUCUAGCUCCAGGUUUUAGGUUUCAUCCAACCGACGAGGAACUGGUUGUCUAUUAUCUCAAGAGAAAGAUUCGCCGCAAGAAACUUAGAGUUGCUGCAAUCGGCGAGACGGAUGUUUACAAGUUUGAUCCCGAGGAGUUGCCCGGCAAAGCGUUGUAUAAUACUGGAGAUCGUCAGUGGUUCUUUUUCAGCUCGAGGGACAGGAAACAAGGAGGCAGGUCAAGCAGAGCAACUGGCCAUGGAUACUGGAAAGCAACAGGGGUGGACAGAGUCAUCAAGUGCAAUUCUCGUCCCGUUGGAGAGAAGAAGACGCUUGUUUUCCACAGAGGCAGGGCUCCCAAGGGAGAGAGGACUAACUGGGUCAUGCACGAGUACACCUUGCACAAAGAGGAACUCAAGAUGUGUGGAGAUGUUACGCAUAAUUAUGUUCUUUACAAGAUUUUUAAGAAGAGCGGGUCUGGUCCUAAGAAUGGUGAACAGUAUGGAGCUCCUUUUGUUGAAGAAGAGUGGGCUGAGGAUGAUGAUGAGGUCGAUGAGGCUGAUGCAGUCCAUGUUCCUACAAAUCAGCUCAUGGUUUCAGCUGGUAUGGGAAAUAAUAAUAACAUAUGGGCGGAUGGUGGUGGGCUUAACCAGUCUGAGUUGAAUGAAAACGACAUUCAAGAACUGAUGAGACAGGUUACCGAAGAGACUGGAGUGAGCUCUCAUGUGGCAAAUGAUAAUCCGGUAAACUUGGCAGAAGAUGAGUAUUUGGAAAUUGACGAUCUUUUGCUCCCUGGACCUGAACCAUGUUAUGUGGAUCAAGAAGAGUCUGCUGUGCUGAAUGGUAAUGAUUUCUUUGAUGUUGAUUCAUAUAUUGGUGAUUUUGAUGCCACAAAUCCUCAGACAGAGCCUGUCGGUGUUGUUGGUUUGAACAAUGGGGUUGUACAUAGUCUUCCAGUGACUGACCAGGCUAAUAACAACCAGUUUCAACAGCAAACAUGGAAGAACCAAGAUAGCAACUGGCCACUCCGUAACAGCUAUACCAGAAAGAUAAGUAGUGAAUCGUGGACGCAUGAGCUGAUAAACAAUGAUGAAGUUACUGUUUGCGGAUAUGGUGAGACCCCUGGUACAGGUGACGCAUCUGAAUUCACAAACCCUCUGACUUGUGCUGUAAAUAUAGCAAAGGGAGAAGAAGCCACAAAAGACGAGUCAAGUCAGUUUACUUCUAGUGUAUGGUCUUUCCUGGAGUCGAUUCCUGCAAGUCCAGCAUUUGCUUCAGAGAGUCCAAUCGUUAACCUGAACAUAGUCAGGAUAUCAAGCCUUGGUGGCCGCUACCGGUUUAAUUCUAAAAGCACAAGUAGCAAUGUUGUUGUAAGGAAGAAGUCUGGAGAAAACAACAAGGAGAAGAACCACAAGGGUUUCCUCUGCUUAUCUAUCAUUGGGGCUCUGUGUGCUUUAUCUUGGGUGAUGUUGGGAACAAUGGGAGUUUCAGGAAGGUCUUUGCUGUGGUGAGAACCCUAAUCUCAAAGACAAUGUGGACAUCAACAGAAAGAAUGGCUUAGAGUUGGGUUUAGCAUGAGCCUUAACCAAGUUAAAUCUUUUGUAAUUGUUUUACUAGCUUUAGAAUCGUAAACUGUUUAGUAUCGGUUUGUUGUUUUGGUUUGAACCUUUAUGCAGAAAACAAAGCUUUAUAACCA
Messenger RNA from Raphanus sativus (radish), 1861 nucleotides. Its product is annotated as NAC domain-containing protein 13. The transcript is spliced from 3 exons. Bases 147 to 1676 code for a protein of 509 amino acids. The record is from RefSeq and is a predicted model, not a curated record. Lineage: Eukaryota; Viridiplantae; Streptophyta; Magnoliopsida; Brassicales; Brassicaceae. Gene Ontology annotation, biological process: regulation of DNA-templated transcription. Gene Ontology annotation, molecular function: DNA binding.